Messenger RNA from Jaculus jaculus (lesser Egyptian jerboa), 921 nucleotides. RefSeq names its product aquaporin 2 (gene Aqp2). The coding region runs from base 106 to 921 and encodes 271 amino acids. Gene Ontology annotation, cellular component: plasma membrane; apical plasma membrane. Gene Ontology annotation, molecular function: water channel activity. The record is from RefSeq and is a predicted model, not a curated record. Lineage: Eukaryota; Metazoa; Chordata; Mammalia; Rodentia; Dipodidae. Gene Ontology annotation, biological process: transmembrane transport. The transcript has 4 exons.
AGCCUCCCCAGAGGCCCAGAGAAAGAAAGGAGAGAGAGAAAGAGAGGGAGGGAGAGCCACCACCUGCUGGCAGAGACCUGCUGGCCAGCGCGCAGGGCACGCAGCAUGUGGGAACUCCGCUCCAUAGCCUUCUCCAGAGCUGUGUUCACUGAGUUUCUGGCCACGCUCCUCUUUGUCUUCUUUGGCCUCGGCUCAGCCCUCAACUGGCCUCAGACUCCACCCUCUGUACUGCAGAUCGCUAUGGCCUUUGGCCUGGGCAUCGGGACCCUGGUGCAGACUCUGGGCCACAUCAGCGGGGCCCACAUCAACCCUGCGGUGACCGUGGCCUGCCUGGUGGGUUGCCACGUCUCCUUCCUGCGCGCCGUCUUCUACGUGGCUGCCCAACUGCUGGGGGCCGUGGCCGGAGCCGCUAUUCUCCAUGAGAUCACGCCAGUAGAAAUCCGUGGGGAUCUGGCUGUCAAUGCUCUCAACAACAACACGACAGCGGGCCAGGCGGUGACCGUGGAGCUCUUCCUGACCCUGCAGCUGGUGCUCUGCAUCUUCGCCUCCACCGAUGACCGCCGUGGUGACAACCUGGGUAGCCCUGCCCUCUCCAUUGGUUUCUCCGUGACCCUGGGCCAUCUCCUUGGGAUCUACUUCACUGGCUGCUCCAUGAACCCUGCCCGCUCCCUGGCUCCUGCUGUCGUGAUUGGCAAGUUUGAUGACCACUGGGUCUUCUGGAUCGGACCCCUCGUCGGCGCCAUCCUGGGCUCCCUCCUGUACAACUACGUGCUGUUCCCGUCGACCAAGAGCCUGCAGGAGCGCCUGGCCGUGCUCAAGGGCCUGGAGCCGGACACCGACUGGGAGGAGCGCGAGGUGCGGCGGCGGCAGUCGGUGGAGCUGCACUCCCCGCAGAGCCUGCCGCGCGGCAGCAAGGCCUGA